Messenger RNA from Vombatus ursinus (common wombat), 2178 nucleotides. RefSeq names its product centromere protein O (gene CENPO). Gene Ontology annotation, cellular component: kinetochore; Mis6-Sim4 complex. Bases 388 to 1257 code for a protein of 289 amino acids. The transcript is spliced from 7 exons. The record is from RefSeq and is a predicted model, not a curated record. Lineage: Eukaryota; Metazoa; Chordata; Mammalia; Diprotodontia; Vombatidae.
CUGUUUUGAAGUUGCUGUCGGCGGGAAAGCGGUUCGUUUGGUUCUGAGAGCCGAGAGGAGUGGGACGUAGCCGGUGGCGUAGGAAGCUAGACCCGCUUCGAGACGACGUCGGCGCUUCUGGAUCAGCCUGAGAGGCGGCAUAUAGGGGGGAAAAAGGCCUGGGCGUGUGGAGUAGCGAAGAUCCAGCUUCAAAACCUACUUCUGACCCUUACCGACUGACUGCCUUGUUACCUUUGCGAAUCCCCGCCGAUCUUCCUUUCUAAGAUGGGACUAACAAUACCUGUAAUAAUUGCAUACGGCACUUGAAGGAGUUCGGGGAGCAUUCACUGUCAUCUACUCUAGGUAUCUUCAAAACGAACAAACCAACCUUUGGGAUUCGGAAAGCUGAUGGCAUCUUCCCAGAAACACGUCUUUUCACUCACAGGUGUUUUAUAUCAGCUGGAAAGACUGGAGGCUCGUGAUCAGAGAUCAGCCAAGCCACAAGACGAGCACCAGGGACUGCAGGAUUCGGAAACUGACUUGGAAGCAAAGAUCCGCAAACUGAGAAAACUUCGGGAUGAACUGAGGACUAAAGUGAAGCUACACGAAGCCAGUGCCAGAAUACCCAUCACUAACCUAGAACCCUACGAACCAUUGAAGAACAGUGAGGAGAAUCUGGAAAUGAAGUUGGAGAAAGCGAAAGCUUUCUUUCAGGCAUUCCAUUUAACGGGGCUCAGUGGCAAAUUGACCACAAAAGGGGUCUGUAUCUGCUUCAGCACUGCUUUUGAGGGAAACAUCUUGGAUUCCUAUUAUGUGGAUCUUAUCAUCAAGAAACCACUUACAAUACAUCGCCAUUCAGUUCCAGUCUUCAUUCCCCUGGAGCAGAUAGCUGCAAAAUACUUGGAGACUAAUUUUCAACACUUCGUGUAUAGUCUCAGCGAACACCUAAAUGCAUAUUCUGGAAGAAAAUACCAGGCAGAUCAACUUCAGUGUGGCUUUUCAGCUUUUCUGGCCAGGCCCUUGCAGAGAAACUCACUGUGCACUUUGCUGUCAUUCACAUACACCACGGACCCCAGUGGAAAAUCUUUCCCUUUUUGUGCCAGGCUUGUGUACCAGGACCUCACAACAACUCUUCCCACCAAUGUCACAAUUACGUACCAAGGGACAGGAGCAACGCCUGCCUCGUGGGAGGACCAGCGAGCAGCCCAUGAGCCUUUAUUCUAUAAAAAUGCCCUUUAUAAGGUGUUUGAGUCUUUUUUGAGAGUAAGAGAGAACUAGUGUACCCUGAAGCAGAUGAACCUGUUCCUUGGAAAACACUUCAGGAAUGAGCCAGAGCACAAUAUUGCAACCAACCCUUUGGAAAUGACAACUGUUUGAUGGACUCAGGCUCAGACUCGACCCUUUCCCCAGCCCAGAUUUUCCUGUGCAUAUGAAUGGCCACACCCACCUUUUCAUGUGACUUACUGGGGACAAGUCUAUGAGCCUUUAGAUAUUGACCUUUGAGGUUAAGCUGCCUUGGCCAGUGCUUGAGCAGUUCCAUCCUCUUACAUAGAAUGGUUUGCUGAAUGCUUUUUGGGCCUGAUGAUAUUUGUUUUAUAUCAGCAAAUGAAACAAAGCAUUGAGGAGUAUUCUGGUGGAGACAGAGGAGAUGGCAAAAUUUCACUGAACCAAGCACUGCUGCCAGUAACUCACAGAAGCUUUAGCUGACAGUAUCUCAUUUUCUUAUGAAGAUGAACAAAAUGGCUUUUGAAAAUGAAAUUGAGAUGAUAAAACUACGUAUGUAUGUUCAUCCAUAACAUAAACCAAUGUAACCUAAGCAAAUACCUUGUUUUGGUUGUGUUCAAUUAGAGAUUAUGUGGAAUAAGUAGAUCAAAUACUAUCUUACUAGAGCACUCAGUCCAUCUGUGAGAAACCCAAGUGGUAGAGAAUAACUAGGGUCUGUUCCAGCCUAAUCAUACCCACUCUGAUAUUUCAGCCAUCUGUACCCACAGAUCCUCCCAAUCCACCUCAAAAAAAAUACUGCCAAGAUCUUCAUCCUUCUUUACCCAUCUGUCCAUGAACCUUGAAUCCUUGUCUUAGUCCUUACUUCCCCAAGAAAACCUGGCUCUCCUUACCCUUCCAAAAAAGCCCCAGGUCCAUAGGUAUAGAUUUCCAUUGUGACCACUUGGCUGGACCCCACUGUUUCAAUUCAUCUCCCAG